Peronospora matthiolae is the source of this 2646-nucleotide messenger RNA. NCBI's taxonomy places the organism in Eukaryota, Oomycota, Peronosporomycetes, Peronosporales, Peronosporaceae. The record is from the annotation of a GenBank genome assembly.
AUGGGCGACGACGAGUGCGCGCGCGCCGGCGUCUUUUCCUCUGCGUCAACACCUCGACGGUCCUUUGUCGACGGUACGUUACCCUUUCCAGACGCUCGUUGCAGCAACCUUGACACGCCAGACACUUGCUUGUCUGCUGUACCCCGCGCGCCAACCAAACGAGGUGCCUCGUCCAGCGCGCCUUCCGUGCUGCAGCUCCUCGCAGCCGACUCGGCUGGAUCCAGUGCAAUCGCCGCUGUCCCUUCUACGUCCUCGAGUAGCGUCCAGAGCGCGCACAAGCCGAGACAAGAGCCGGUACUUUGCGUCGACAGCUGUUUACCGAAUAAGCGCCUCAAAGUGUCGUCACGGACUUAUCCCGAGACACUAACAGGGGUAGGUGAAGGGACCGAGAACACUGGCUGCAACAGUGUCGCACGAGGCAACAGCAAGCAAAAUGGAGACGUGCAGUCGUUGACAGCGUUACGAGAAGACUCGCAGCAGCGCCUGGAAGCCUUGAAUCUCUCGCAGCAAAACACGCAAGAGUGUACCCAAUUAUCUGUCGACGACAGUCCCCCGUCGUCGCGUCUCGUCUUACGUCUGGCGUUGCACCCUGAAGUGGACAAAGUCGUGACGGCGUUUCAGAAAAAUGCGCUCGAGCAGAAGGGACUGUACCGCAUUGAAAUGCAGAUCGGGACGCCUUGUAUCAAGUUAGGGAGGGAAAAGUUUCAGAGUAUUUUCGACAAAAAAACCUCGGCCAUUGAUCCCGUCAAGCUGAGCCGGACGCAUUGUCUCCUCGAGACAGCGCUGGACCCCGAGACGCAGUGUCAUGCGGUGUUUAUCUCCGACCACAGCACGAAUGGCAUCAAGAUCGAUAAUGUGCAAGUGAAAAAGGGCGUCAAGUACAAGCUCCAGGAUGGACAGGAGAUUACGCUCUUGUCUCGUCAAGGCAAUGUGCUGCUUGGGUAUGUCGUGGAAGAUCCACACGUGAAAGGCGCUCAAGAACGCAGCACUGCGAGAAGUAGUGGCGACGAUGUACAGGCGGACAAAUCACAGGAACGGCCUCAUUUCCAAGAGUAUACACUGGGCGUGCUCUUCUCAGCACCACUCGUGGGCAAAGACAUUCAUGGCAAGUACCAUCCUAUCGCUGCGUUAGAUGUUAAGCGCGAGUACUCUAUUCUCCAAAAGAGUCUAAUUGAAGCCUCCAAAUUUGCAAAAAGAACGGCUACAGACGCUCAUGUCAAUACAUUGGGUAGUACUGACACUGGAAUGACAUCGUCCAGGACGUACGAGUGCUCGCGUCAGAUCGACGUGGUUGCCAAAUUUGCCAACACGGACGCAUUCCGUGCCAUGAUCACAUUAGGAUGUAGAGCACUUCAUUUUUCAGGCCAUGGUGACGAGAAUCACUUGUACUUCGAAGAUGGAAUGGGGUUGGUGCAUCCGAUCCCCCAUAAAGGUCUUCAGGAACUGUUUUCGGCAGGAGGUGGCAGGGAUGAGUCAACACUACGUCUUGUGUUUGUUUCUGCUUGCUCCUCUGCACCGCUGGCUUAUGCUUUCGUAUCGUGUGGAAUUCCGCACGUCAUCGGUGUUCGAACCAACCAAAAGAUUGAAGACUACGCGGCUAUUGAGUUCACGCGCGCGUUUUACCUGGCACUUGCAACUGGUAAGUCUGUGGAGGCAAGCUUUACCAUUGCUCAGCAAUCAGUUGCAAAAUCGCCAAAUAUUCGAGGACCCAUGGCAGUUGCUGAGAAAUUUAUGCUCUAUCCGGAAGAUGGCGACCACUCGGAGGUUAUAUUUCCGUUAGUUGCUGUGGAGGCUACGAGAUCAGUUCAUUUGGAGCCGGUUAAGUCCAAGCGGUACCCGACGUUGUGGCUUGAUGACUUGCCAGCGAUGUGCCAAGGGUUUUGUAACCGCUCUGUCGAAGUGUACAAGAUCUGUCUUGCUUUGAUGAUGACGCAGUCUCGGAUCACACGUCUUGUGACAAUCUGUGGUGAGGAAGGUAUCGGAAAGACUACAAUUGCCCACGCUGUAGCAAAUUACGUUGGACCGCGUAUUACUUCAGAGGGAGGGGUUCGCAUUUUUUCGGUGGCCAGGCUAGCCCAAGAUGAAAUGGAUGAGCACGUGGGAAUGUUGCGGCGAAACAUCAAAAUUGCAAACGUUCGUUGUCGUGUACUGAUUCGGUUAGAGACGAUGGUCUCGGAUCAUCUCAAGCAACACAAGGCUCGAAUUGAGUUCAACAAUCAGCAAUUGCUGAUGGUCAUGGAUGGCUGCGACUAUCUUCUGCGCAAUGAUGGUCGCCGCGACCGUUUUCGCGCAUUUCUGUCCGACAUCCUGACCAAUAAUGUUUCGUUGAAAGUCGUGCUGACGGCAAGAACGUCUAUCUGUACGGAUGGUGCUGUCCGCGGUCACGGAGAGCGAUUGUACACGCUUUCAAGGUUUGACAUGAAGAGUGCGACGAUGAUGCUAGUGAGUCUGAUGAGCCGGCCUAUUCGCGUUGAAGAGCUGAAUCACGCGCGCCUGCCUUCCACCACGGACAAGUUGGAGCUCAUUGCUUCUCACCCGGCACUGAGAGCCACGAAGGGUAUUCCCAAAUGCAUAGCUGACCUUGCUGGCAGACUCAAUGAGACAACCAUGGACAAAAUUUCCGUAGACGAGACUUUGCGAGUAUAA